Molecule: messenger RNA, 843 nt
Organism: Fusarium oxysporum Fo47
Lineage: Eukaryota; Fungi; Ascomycota; Sordariomycetes; Hypocreales; Nectriaceae
Product: ketose-bisphosphate aldolase
Exons: 3
Coding region: 1-843 (280 amino acids)
Biological process (GO): carbohydrate metabolic process
Molecular function (GO): aldehyde-lyase activity; zinc ion binding
Source: RefSeq, a predicted model, not a curated record
AUGGAUUCCUGGCUGGAUGUUCAGAAGCAGAACCGCACCCUGCAAAUCCUCCGCUCGGCGGCCGAGGGCAGUUACAACAUCGAGCACCUGACAGCGCUAGUUCGCGCUGCCGAAGCCAAGAGGUCACCUCUUAUUCUUCUACUCUUCCCCUCAACCGUCAAACAGCUCCCGACGUUGGCAUGGGCAGCAGCAGCAGCAGUCAAGUCAGCAACUGUACCGCUGUCGCUCCAUCUAGACCAUGCGCAGGACGAAGCGCAGAUCCGAGAAAUUGCUGCAACUUUGCCGUUUGAUUCGAUUAUGGUGGACAUGAGCCAUUAUGACCACGACGAGAACUUAGAAAAGACCAAGGUUUUGACGAGAAUUUGCCAUGGUCACGGCAUCGCUGUUGAGGCUGAAAGUGGGCGCAUCAAUGGGGGAGAAGAGGGUAUUGCGGACACGGGAUCUCUGGAAGCACUCUUCACCACGCCUAGAGAGGUCGAAGACUUUCUAGCUGCCGAAAUCGACCUUCUUGCGCCGAGCAUAGGUAACAUCCACGGCGACUACGGCCCAGCCGGGCCUCAGCUCGACUUUGGCCGACUGUCCAGCGUCAACACUCAGGUUAGCGGUCGCGUGAUCAUGGCGCUCCACGGCACAAACGACUUUACGCCUGAGAUCAUGCAAUGCUGCAUCCAAAACGGUGCAAUUAAAUUAAACAUCAAUAAGCUUAUCCUGGAGAGUUGGAAUACUUAUGUCAGAGAGCAUUCUCAGGAGCCGCUGAUGCAGCUCAUGGAUGGUGGUAUGACUGUGCUCCAAGCCGAGGUUGAGCGGUGGAUGGAUAUCUGUGGAAGUAGCGGGAAAUCAUAA